AUGAAAGCUGAAGCAUGGGUGUUGGGAAUAGAAAAGUUGUUUGAAGUAUUUCCCUAUACCGAAGCCCAGAAAAUGCAACUUGCUGCCUUCACUCUUGAAGAUGAAGCACGAAGAUGGUGGAUGCUUAAGAGGACUAUACACCAGGGAUUGACAUGGGAUAGGUUCUUGGAACUGUUUUAUGAUAAGUAUUUUCCACAACGCAUGCGAGAUAAGAAGGUGACAGAAUUUGAAACCCUCAGGCAAGGCAACAAGACCGUUGCGGAGUAUGAAGCCCAAUUUGCAGAACUAGCUCGAUUUGCACCUCAUAUGGUGGAUACAGAUUAUAAGAAAGCUCGAAAAUUUGAAGGGGGAUUGCGGAAUGCUAUCCUGGACCGAGUCAAUAUGUUGAAGCUACCUACCUAUGUCGAUGUGUUGGAGAGGGCUAUUAUAGCAGAGGGAAACAUUGCUGCUCAGAAUCGGAUUUUCGAGUAG
This is a messenger RNA of Camellia sinensis, 471 nucleotides long. RefSeq lists its product as uncharacterized. The record is from RefSeq and is a predicted model, not a curated record. Lineage: Eukaryota; Viridiplantae; Streptophyta; Magnoliopsida; Ericales; Theaceae.